Messenger RNA from Exophiala bonariae, 1629 nucleotides. RefSeq lists its product as uncharacterized. Bases 1 to 1629 code for a protein of 542 amino acids. NCBI's taxonomy places the organism in Eukaryota, Fungi, Ascomycota, Eurotiomycetes, Chaetothyriales, Herpotrichiellaceae. The record is from RefSeq and is a predicted model, not a curated record. The transcript has a single exon.
AUGGCGUUCCAACAAUCCGCUGCUCCACGUCCUAUUGUCAUCAACAAUACCCCUCGAUCUCAAGAUGCCAUAUCUCAAAUUCACCAAAGACCAGCCAUAGAGGAUUCGCAAGAGUGGAUUCUCUUCACUCCUUCCACUGCAGACUCAACCAUCACUCGGACACAUACUACUCAUACUAUUGGGGCUUCGAGGAUUAGCGAUGUAUCAUUAAAUACUGCAGCAAGAUCAUCUUCGAUCCUUGACGAAGAUGCUACGGAGGACGGUGACCUUGACAGUCUCGAUGAUGGGUUACAUGCCUUCAGAGAGCCUCCCUUAUAUCCCUCACUUUCCAACCAGACUCAGAACCCACUCCUACCGGCCCACGAUGGUCUAGGGACUUUUCAGGCUUCGAGUCCGCCCGUUUUGGAACAGUUAUGGCAGCAUGAACAAUACAACCCCAAGAGAAAACAUGAUGGGCAGCAUCGAAGGCCGUCAAGCAUUCAAAGACGGCUUGACACCAUUGAUGAAAUGGAAGCUCAAGCGAAUGAAGAAAAACGUAUGCGAAUAGAGAAGUGGCGUAUGGAACAAAGUCAGGCUUUGAUAGAGGAAGUGGAGCGAGAAACUCGGAGACGACUACGGCGGGGUUCACGCCUGUCCUCAUUUCAAGAUACGAUGCUCUCCGUCAAUGACGAUGUACUCGGAUCCACGCCCAAGCAAAGUGACUAUCUCCCUGAGACUGCACCAGACGCUGAAGAAUCGGAACCUUUUUGGCGGAGGAUCACUAAGAGGUUUAUUCGCGAUGUCAUCGGCAUCGACGAGCCACUGUUAUCAGUCAUCUUUGGCGAAAGUCUUCCAGACGAGGCAGAAAGCUUACCGCUCUCUGCCAGUGGUCAAUUGCCAACAAUUCCAGAGCAAUCAUCAGACCUUCAAGCUGCGGGUGAUGCUUGGAGAGAUCGCCUUCUCCAACGAAUAGCACGCGAACUGGGUGUCUUUGUCCAUCAGCUAUCUCCACACCCCGGUGCAUUUGGCACUUACUCUAGUAGUCCCGAUUAUGCGGGCAUGCCGGUUUCAAUGCCUCUACCGAAAUCCACAGAGACCACCAGUGUUCCUAUGGCUCAGGUUCAUAUGAAGGACACGACGACGUCAACGUUAUCUCCCAACUUUCCCCCGACAUUGCGAGAUCGUGCCCAUGCUGAGAGUUGGGGUUUUGAAGAGGAACCAACAGCCUCGUCUUCAUCAGCAUUGGACUCAUCACGACAUCUUCAGAGGGAACGGGAGUACUGGGAAAGGGAAUUAGACUUGAAGAUGGUCUUCCGAUACCUGCGCGACCGAUUUGCCACCAGAGCCCCAGGUGUGUCUUUACCGCAAGUGACCAGACAGCCGGUGGAAGAUGCCGCGACCCGCGCUGCAAUUAUACGGCAGCAUCACCCGCUCGUAGCUAGAGCGCAUCAGUCUCCUGUAAGGGCGAGGAGGGAUUCACGAACAAGUCUCCGAAGGCCACAAAGUAGCUGUGCAAGCGAAAGUGUACGAAGCAGCAGGAAAGCAUCGAUAGCAAGGAGCGGAUCAAGUCGGAAUUUCUGGGACAUUGGAGGAAGCAUUGGGAGUGGGACCAGUCUUGUGGCAAGCGGUGGCGCUUGGGGUGAGGUGUAA